UCGAGCAAGUCAUUUCACCAGCACCAAGUGCUUCUGGAGAGGAUUCAGUCCCAAAGAUGGUGAUUGGAAUCCCAGGGGAAUCUGUAAUUCUCCCACUGGCAAUUCCCAAAGAAAAGCAGGUCACACAUAUUGUUUGGAGUUCCCAGAGGUCUCUUGCCAUCUUAGAGACAAGAGAAGAAGGAAAAUCACCCAAAAUAACAAUAAUAAAUCCUCAUUAUAUGGGGCGAGUGGACUUCCUCAACCAAAGCUAUAGUUAUGCUCCACAGAUCAAUGGCCUGACAAUGGAGGAUGCCGGCUCCUACACAGCAGAAAUAACUAUAGCAAACAUCGUUGAACCCAUUAAGAAGUUCUUCACCCUCCUUAUCCAUGAGAGAUUGACAGAGCCAAAAAUCACAUUGGGUCCUAGGACCAAUGAUAAUGGUACCUGUCUUGUCAAUGUGACAUGUUCUGUGGAACAAGUAAGAGAGAAUGUAACAUACAACUGGACACCUGUGAGACAGGGCGCUAAUUCAUCUAGUGGAGGAUCCAUUCUCACCAUCAGUUGGAAACCUGGUGACCAUGACCUGUACACCUGUACUGCCAGGAACCCUGUCAGCAACAGUUCCCAUACGAUUCUUGCCAGUGAGCUCUGUGCAGGCAUUGAACAUAACGUACGCUACACCAGAGUCUUCCUGUACUUCAUGGUGACCAUUGUCCUGGUUAUUCUCUUUAUGUUGGGACCGUCUUUCUGGUACAUUCAGAGAAAAAAAGAAAAAGAGGCUGAUGCACGAGACCAGGAGCAUACCACUUAUGACUCAAUUCCUAAUCUAAGCCCUGCUGCUACAGAACAUACAAUAUAUGCCACAGCUUCCUAUCCUAAAAAAAACAUUCAAAAAAAUUUGGAAUCACCAAACACAAUUUAUGAUAUUUUGAAGUAUAAUCCAAAGAUGGGUAAAUCCGACACACUUGAAAAGAACCCAGCAUCUUCAGGAACAUUAGGCUUUGGUAAUAUCUAAAUAGCAAAACAGCUCUCCUAAACCUCCCUCUGAAAGUUAUUAAGCAUCCUUAUCAGCUGUUAAUUCAGGAUUUGGGACUCAUUAGGAAAGCAUCACCACUUAUAGGCAUGAUAUGUUUAAAAGAAGAAAGUUUGUGGCAAAUUAGCAAGCAAUCAUGUAGCUCUUUAGCUAUUUUAAGCAUCCUGUAUUCACUACUGACAAGGACAAUGUAAAAUAAUUUUCCAACCAAAGACAACUUAGAAGGCCAGCAGGAAAAGUCUGACACACCUGGAUAAGAGCGGAGCACAGUCCAGCACAGGCCACACCACCAGACCAGGCCCCAGCAAACCAGGAGCAGGCCUUAACAAGACUUAGACUCUCUAGUCUCUUCAGAUCUCAAAAGUCUCUUCAAGUCUCUGCAGUUAAUUUGGGCUUCUUCAGUUUCUUUGAGUUUCAGCUUUGAGAGAGAACAUGGACAGUGUCAACACCAUUUAAAAUUGCUAGAGAAUAAAACUCUGGGAAGGAUACAACAUGAGAGGAGCUGGCAGUCUGUAUCAUGUCUGUAUCUCCAACUUGAUGCACUAAAAACUUUGGGAAAUUUCCCCUUUGGGUGAGAUCAGGGACUCUGUCUCUUAGUUAAGCAGAGUUAUCUCAUUCCCAAUGGGAGAGUUCCUUCAUGUUGUAAUGUCUGGUAAAUAUUUUCCUAUAUGUGUAUGUAUGUAUGUAUGUAUAUAUAUAUGUAUAUGUACUUAUCUAUUGUGAAAAAAUAAUGGGUUUUGCCAAUGCCCAAAGGCCCCAGCUUGAGGGGAUUGACAUGGAUUGAUUGUAUUGAUAGGAUUGACUGACUCUGCUGAUAGAUUUACUUGAAGUUGACUUGAUUGAAACCACACCUGCCUGGCUCUCAAUAGAGUGUGUUCUCAGAGGCUGUGGACUCUGACCUCAACAUGGGACCACCUUCAAGUCCAGUGAACCAAUAGAUUUGUGUGAUGCUAGCCAAUUAGUUUGAAGUGGUGUGUAUGGAAUGCCUCUCCUCCAGACUCAGAGGAAGCUGCGACUAGCUGUUCAUCUCUCAAACAGCUGGUAGAGGAGGACUUGAGGAAGAACCAAGAGGGGCUGGAACUCUAGGCUAGAUAGGCCUUUUCUUAACUUUCUGACCCAGGUGUUCUCUUUUUGCUAAUACCUUGUAUGCUUUAAUAAAUGCUUAAUGCCCCAAACUGGGGCUAAACCUUCUAAUUUAUAAGUGUAAGGAAUUAAUUGUAGAAAAGAACAUUUAUUGAGUCAAAGUAUCAAACUUAGUAUCUAAUCCUCCCCUAGUAGUUCCUCUUUGCCCACAUGGGGCUGGCCAAAUAAUAAUGGAGACAGCCCAGGGGGUAUGUUGAACCAAUUAGAGACUCAGCAUGGCUAAGAACCUCCCCUUCCUGUGGAAGAGGCAAAAAGGGGAAGAGAGAGGAGCUGUGUUGUAGUUGAUCUUCGGACCAGAGCGGGGAGAGACUGCACAGCUGACUCUCAUUGAAACUACAGACUCAAGGUGGUGGUGAGUUUGUGUUGUGGAAGUGAGGCCCACUCUUUGAGCUGGCUGAGCUGGAAGCAAGUUUGGGGUUUGAGUUGGUCUUUGCUAGAGCCAGGGAGCUUAUUCAUUUUCUCUUCCCCUAUUCCCUUUCUUGUUGUCCCUGGCUUUAUUAACUUUA
Dromiciops gliroides (monito del monte) is the source of this 2662-nucleotide messenger RNA. Its product is annotated as SLAM family member 7-like. Gene Ontology annotation, biological process: T cell activation. The coding region runs from base 57 to 995 and encodes 312 amino acids. Gene Ontology annotation, cellular component: external side of plasma membrane. The transcript has 7 exons. Lineage: Eukaryota; Metazoa; Chordata; Mammalia; Microbiotheria; Microbiotheriidae. The record is from RefSeq and is a predicted model, not a curated record.